ACUACUGCCACCCAAAUUUACUGCUGUGCAGCUGCCCCCAAAGAUUCCCCUCAACAAUGCAAAAACCCUAACCCUAAUAAUAACCCAAGCGCCCAACAACAAAAAGCCACAAAACUUACAAAACCCAACCCAACCCCCCCUCCUACUGAUUCCUCAAAGUUUUUCCCAGACAUAUUCCCUCUCUUAUUCCAUACGAAACCCUUGAGAUCUCCUCCUCUUCGAGGGGAAAAAAAAAGAAAAAAAAGUCCUCUCUUUUUUAAACCGAGCGGGCAGAAAAUGCCGACUACUCUCAACUCGAUCAUGGCGAGGUCACCAGCGCCAACGAGCGGCGCGGCGGCGGAGAGAGCUCGCGCGCGAAGAACAGAGAAGCGUACGCGGCGGCCGGGGCCACCUCGGAGCUGCGGCGGCGGCGGAGAUGAGGAGCGCGACGAGGCCGGAGGUCGUCGGUGGUACGUGUACGGCCUCUGCACUUACUUCGUGCAGGUCUUUCUGCUGCCCGUUCUUUUUCCUCUCAUGGUGGCUCAGCGGGCCUCUCCGGCGUCGGGGAUGCCUCCUCCGCGGCCGUCACCGUCGCCAGCCGUCGCCUGCCACCGAAAUGGGACCCUCUUGUACCAAAUGGUUGUCCACCGUUCAAUCCAUGUAACUGAUUCAAGACUGUCACCUCUCCACUGGACAGCGAUAUCGUGGUUCGCUGGAAUAAUCAUCACCGCUCCGGUCCUCCCUAGAGUAGCCCAGCAACUCGACCACGGCUACCACCAGCCCUUCAUCCUCGGUGCUGCCACAGCAAUAGGUUCCUUCAUCUGCCUCCUCACCGGUUUCUUCAAGACCACAUGGCUUUUCCCUUUCUACAUCGCCAUCGUCACCAUGACCAUCACUUGCGCUUCUGCAGUCCACACGCGCCACCUUGGCCUCAUUGUCCGUGGCCUCUCUGGUGAUCAAAGGGUUCAACAGCGGCGAAAGCCCCUUAUAAGCUCCAGUAUGUCCUUAUUUGCAACAUCAUUUGGCAGUUUCGGGACUGCAUUUAUCGCACUCUUCACAUUUCACAUGCUGCGUCGUACUGAUCACCUGACCAGCUUGUGGGUAGUCUCCAUCUUCUGUGGUCUCAAAUGGUUCUUGGGGUUCACUGAGACCUUCUUUGCUAACAGACCAGGCUCACCCUCUGCUUCUCUUACCCUGGUAUCUAACUACUGGCCUCAGCUUGUAGGCCGCCUCAUUGGCGUAUUUCUCUCGUCGGUCUCUUCGACUUGUAUUUUCACAAGUGCGACGCUCUAUUUAGUGGGCGGUCUCUGUAUGAAGCCGGUGUUGGUGUUGGCUAUCUGGAUGGUCUACUUUGUGUUUGCUGCAGUUGCUCUUCCUACGUUGCACCCAAUUCAGCUCUUGCUACGUGCUGACCCUGUUAAAAUGAAUCUACUAGGGUUUAUAUUAUCUGCAACUGCGUCGGGGUUUGGAUUCUACUUCAAGGAUCACCGUAAAUGGCACUUUGCUUCUGUACUCUUGAUAGCGAUCGUACAGAGCGCAGGUGCGGGGAUUCUUAACGCAUUUGGUAGGGUUAUGGUUCUUGAUCGUGCCCCGACAGGCAAAGAAGGUGUUUUUUCUUCUUGGUACGAGUGGGUGAAGAUGAGCGGUGCCUGUGCUGGCUUUGCGUUGGCUGCGGUUUACCCUGACAAUAUAAGAAAAACUUUCGGGGUUUCGUUCUUGGCUGUGUUUGUGGGCAUCGUCGUGUUGAUCUUUGGGAGCGAGGUGAGGGAUUUUGGGGGGAAAAGGCUGCAGCAUGAGAAGGAGAGUGAGUCCUCUGAUAAUGGAAUGGAGAAGAAGGGAGAUCAGAGCAAGGAGUACAUUGGGGAGAGGGAAGGCAAGCUAGGUGAGGCAAGUGUGCAAGUCUGACUCUUUUUAAGCUGAAAAUUUCUCUGAAGUGUUUGGUGCUGUCUACUGCUUUUCUUGAUUUGUUGUGGUUUUGUAUCAUUUAUUGCUAUUUUUUCUAAUUAAGGUCUUCUUCACGCAUGAAACUCUGUUGUAAAUGAAGCAGAUCACCAUAUAAUUUUGCUUAACCUUGUGACCUGACUUAUUAAUCAAACAUUCUGUUGUUGGUGUUGGUGUGUUAAUUUCUAUACGGAAUCUCCAGGACUUUGUUUUGUUA
This is a messenger RNA of Asparagus officinalis (garden asparagus), 2137 nucleotides long. RefSeq lists its product as uncharacterized. The record is from RefSeq and is a predicted model, not a curated record. NCBI's taxonomy places the organism in Eukaryota, Viridiplantae, Streptophyta, Magnoliopsida, Asparagales, Asparagaceae. The transcript is spliced from 2 exons. The coding region runs from base 277 to 1884 and encodes 535 amino acids.